Effrenium voratum is the source of this 1542-nucleotide messenger RNA. Lineage: Eukaryota; Dinophyceae; Suessiales; Symbiodiniaceae. The record is from the annotation of a GenBank genome assembly.
AUGAGCGACACUUUCUACAUCACCACGCCGAUCUUCUAUCCCAACGGCGUGCCGCAUAUCGGCCAUGCCUAUACGGCGAUCGCCACCGAUGUGCUCGCGCGCUUCCAGCGGAUCGACGGCAAGGAUGUGUUCUUCCUGACCGGCACGGACGAACACGGCCAGAAGAUGCAGCGCACGGCCGAGGAGCGCGGCAUCACGCCGAUCGCCCUGGCAGACGAGAACUCGGCGGUGUUCCGGUCGAUGGUGGAGGAGUUCGGCUGCUCCAACGACGAUUUCAUCCGCACCACCGAGCCGCGUCAUGCCGCCGCCUGCCAGGAACUGUGGCGCCGCAUGGAAGCCAAUGGCGACAUCUACCUCGAUACCUAUGGCGGCUGGUACUCGGUGCGCCAGGAAGCCUAUUUCGACGAAAGCGAGACCGAGAUCGGCGACGAUGGCGUGCGGCGCGAGCCGCUGGGCUCGGAAGUGGAAUGGGUCGAGGAGGAGAGCUAUUAUUUCCGCCUGUCGGCCUAUGGCGACCGGCUGCUCAAGCAUUAUGAGGACAAUCCCGGCUUCAUCGCGCCAAACGAGCGGCGCAACGAGGUGAUCUCCUUCGUCAAGUCCGGCCUCAAGGAUCUGUCGAUCUCGCGCACCACCUUCGAUUGGGGCAUUCCGGUGCCCGGCAACGAUGCCCAUGUCAUGUAUGUAUGGGUCGACGCGUUGACCAACUACAUCACGGCGGCCGGCUUUCCCGACACCGGUGCCGACAAAUGGCGCUAUUGGCCCGCCACGCACAUCAUCGGCAAGGACAUCAUCCGCUUCCACGCCGUCUACUGGCCGGCUUUCCUGAUGUCGGCUGGCGUGGAACUGCCGGAACGAGUGUUCGCGCACGGCUUUCUGAACAAUCGCGGUGAGAAGAUGUCCAAGUCGGUCGGCAAUGUGGUCGACCCGUUCGAGCUGCGCGACCGGUACGGGCUCGACCAGGUGCGCUACUUCUUCAUGCGCGAGGUGCCGUUCGGCAAUGACGGCAGCUACAGCCACGAGGCUAUCGUCGCGCGCACCAAUGCCGAUCUCGCCAACGGGAUUGGCAACCUGGCGCAGCGCUCGCUGUCGAUGAUCGCCAAGAACUGCGAGGGCAGGGUGCCCGACAAUGGCGGACUGACGGACGACGAUGAGGCGCUGAUCGCGGCGACCGGCCCGGCGCUGGAGACCGCGCGCAAAGCGAUGGCCGAACAGGCGAUCCACAAGGCGCUCGAAGCGAUCUUCGCCGUCGUUGCCGAGGCCGACCGCUAUAUCGACGCCCAGGCGCCCUGGACGCUGCGCAAGACCGAUCCCGAACGCAUGAAGGCGGUGCUCUACACGAUGGCCGAAACCGUGCGGCGCAUCGCUCUGAUGACGCAGCCGUUCAUGCCCGAUGCGUCGGCCAGGCUGCUCGAUCUCGUCGCGGUGCCCGUCGGCAAGCGCACAUUUGCCGAUUUCGAGGCGCGGCUGGUGCCGGGCACCGAACUGCCCAAGCCGCAGGGCGUGUUUCCGCGCUAUGUGGAGGACGAGGCGCAGGACGCCUGA